AUGUCAGAUGAGCCCUCAACUUCAACUGAUUAUCGACAGGAAAUACUAACUCGAUUAGAACAACGAAAUGAUAAAUUGCGAUUAGUUGAAAGACUCUUCUCGAACUAUGCGUUGCUUGUUGAUGACUUAGCUAACGCUAGGAUACACUCAGCUAGAAGCCGAUCAAUUAAUACAAGUAAUUCUACGGAAGUUCAAGUACUGAGAGAAGAAAUGACUGAACUAUAUAGACAGAAAAAUAAGAAUGACCAGGAUUUGAUCGAAGCUAACCGAAAACUCACAGAAACUAAAAGUUCGCUUGGUCGUGUUACCGAUGAGCGAGAUAAGCUGAAAGUGGAUCAUGCCAAGCUAUGCGCGAGGAUUGCUGAUUUGGAAGUUGCAUUGAAAAACAUCAGAGAAGAGAAUGAAUCUCUACGAGAUGAGUGGAACGCUUUGAAAACUCUCUCCACAGCACAACAGAAAAAAAUUCUGAAUUUGGAGCAUGAGCAACUUCGACUGAUCAACAAAGUGAAAGAGUUGAAUGAACAGAGAGCUCUCAAGAUGAACAUGGAAAUUGAAAAUCAGGCAGCUCUCCAACAACGUAGAAUUCAAGAAGAUAUUGCACGAGCGAUUGCAGAGCCCAUGAAAGAAGAAAGAGCGAGAACAAUCUCAACUGCAUCGGAACCAACUAAUGAUGUGAACUAUGGUGACAUGCUCCCUUCUCAACUCAUGUCUCGAACUGAAGUUAACGAAGGAGAUGUCAUGGAUGUUUUGUGGUUACAUCCUGAAGUGUUCGCGACGGCUGGUGUGGACCGCAUGGUUAAACUGUUUCGUUUAGACCAUAAUGGGAAACCUACAAAGCUAUGUGCAUUAACAGGCAGUAAUCAGGCUACGACUCGUUUGGAUUAUCUGCCAGACACUAAAAGUCUUUUAGCUGCUUCCAAUGACCACAAUAUUCGAUUGUGGAACAUCGACACUCAGCAGAGUAAAUGUACAUUCUCGGGUCAUACGGAUAAGGUCACUUCGGCUCGUUUCCAUCAGGGAAAUCACUUCAUAUCCGGCUCAUGUGAUCGUUCUAUAAAGAUGUGGGAUCUUCGUCAACAGAAAAUCCUAGUUUCUUUCUUCCCUGGUUCAGCAGUCUACGAUGUAACUGCAGAAACUAAUGGUGGAUCGUUGUUCUUGACAGGACAUUUCGAUAAGAAGCUCCGACUUUGGGAUGGCAGAGAUUCUCAGCCCAUCAACUAUGUAGACCUGGGAGGGAAGAUAACAUCACUAGCUAUGGCUUCAGAUGGACACAAUGUUCUUUGCUCCACAAGGGACGAUACCUUGUCUCUAGUCGAUAUCAGAGCUUUACGGAUAGUGCAUAACUACAGUGCGGAACAAUAUCACACUUCUUCUGAUUUUUCUCGUUGCUCCAUAUCACCAACUAUGGAAUACUGCGUUGCUGGCUCGAGUAAUGGAAGUAUCUUUAUUUGGAACACACACACUACGAAGCUCGAGAAGUGUUUGACACGUGGACACGAUAAUCCUGUACUAGCAGUAUCUUGGAAUUUCACUGGCAAAGGAUUGCUCAGUAGUGAUCGCCAAAAGCAUGUCGUAUACUGGUCAUAA
Molecule: messenger RNA, 1587 nt
Organism: Auanema sp. JU1783
Lineage: Eukaryota; Metazoa; Nematoda; Chromadorea; Rhabditida; Rhabditidae
Source: the annotation of a GenBank genome assembly